This is a messenger RNA of Hansenula ciferrii, 1299 nucleotides long. It is a transcript of the gene PNT1, whose product is annotated as Pnt1p. NCBI's taxonomy places the organism in Eukaryota, Fungi, Ascomycota, Saccharomycetes, Phaffomycetales, Wickerhamomycetaceae. Bases 1 to 1299 code for a protein of 432 amino acids. The record is from RefSeq and is a predicted model, not a curated record. The transcript has a single exon.
AUGUUCAAGCCAUUGUCAUAUAAAGUACCUUGUCGUUUGAACUCCACGUUGUCAUCCAAGAAAUUGAAUUUUCAAAGCCAUGAACUUUUCUUCAACUCAAUAAAGAACAAUGAUACACUUCAAUAUUUAUGGACUGCUCCUUACUCAAAACCACAACCAGAUGAGAUAAAUGCACCAUCAACGGUGCCCAUAGUACUACGUACAAAACCUGCUGUUUUCAAAAGUGUUGUUGAUGAAAAUCCAAAACUUUCAGGUUUAAGAUUACAAAUUAAACAAUAUACAGCAUAUACAAAAUCUGUUAUUCAUUUUUAUAAAGUUGGUAUUCAAAAUGUUUGGAGAAAUAGAAGAGAUGUUAGUGCUAUUAAAAAGAAAUUCUAUGUUGAAAGUGUUGAUAAACAUGGACAAGUUAUUAAAAGAAGAUUUAGAAAUGGUGAAGAUUUAACAAAUAUUCUUUCAAAUUUAAAAGCACUUCAAAUUGUUGAACAAGAAACAUUGAAAAAACUUGAUAAGACUUCAAUUUUAAAAAUUUCAAGACAAGAAUAUUUAAAAAUUAUUAGAACUGAACAAGAUUUUUUCAAAAUUCCAUUAUUUGCUCUUAUAACCCUUAUUUUCGCUGAAAUGACACCAGUUAUAUGUUUUAUUUUCCCUGAAUUAGCUCCAUCAACUUGUGUUUUCCCUGGAUUAUUAAAGAAAAAAUAUAAUUCUGCAACUAAAGCAACUCAUGAAUUGAGUAAGAUACGUAAAGAACGUUAUUUAGAUUAUUAUUUAAAAAAUGAAACUCCAUUUCAAAGUAUUUAUACUAUACCAAAUGAUGAAUUAAGAUUAUUAGUUGAAUCAUUAAAUUUAAAAUCAAGAUAUUUACCAACAAAUUUAUAUCCAAUAUCUAUAUUACAAUCAAGAUUAAAAAAUCAUAUGACUAAAAUUGAUAUUGAUAAUAAUUUCUUAAUUAAUGAAUCUUUAAACAAUGAUGGUAAUUAUUUAUGGAAUGUUUCCAAAGGUGAAUUGAUAAGAUCAUGUUUAGAAAGAGGAUUAAUAGAUUUUACAAAAGAUGAUUUAUAUAAAUUAGGUUCACAUGACUUAAAAAUAAGAUUAUUAUUUCAUUUAUCCUUUUGGAAUGAAGAUAAAUCAAUGGGUAAUAUUUCAAAAUUUGGUAUAAAUCAAAUUGGAUUGACCGGUUCUGGAUAUUUCGAAAAUGUUGAUAAUGAAUUAGCUCAUAAAGUUUAUAGUUGGUGGCAACAUGAUCAUAAAUCUGAAUUUGAAAUUGAACAUUCAAAUCAUGAUAAUGAAACUGUUAAAUAG